Molecule: messenger RNA, 3117 nt
Organism: Talpa occidentalis (Iberian mole)
Lineage: Eukaryota; Metazoa; Chordata; Mammalia; Eulipotyphla; Talpidae
Product: stAR-related lipid transfer protein 8-like
Biological process (GO): regulation of Rho protein signal transduction; signal transduction; actin cytoskeleton organization
Molecular function (GO): GTPase activator activity; lipid binding
Source: RefSeq, a predicted model, not a curated record
UAUUGGCUCUGUGAAGAAGGACCACGGUUACCUGGACGAGGACUCUUUGGGGGCCCUGUGCAGGAGGCUGAUGACCUUGAACAAUUGUGCCUCGAUGAAACUGGAGGUUCAUUUUCAAUGCAAGCAGAAUGAAGACUCAGAGGAGGAAGAGCAGUGCACCAUCAGCAAUCACUGCUUCCAGCAACAAAACAAGUGCUGGUCUCACGUGGGUUCCUCUGAUCUGCUGGCCCCACUGAGCCCUAGCCUUCCAGUGACCUCCAGCUGUGAGAGUGUCCUCACUGAGCUUAGUGUUACCUCCCUGCCAGCCAUUGCCGUGAGCUUACCAGCCCCUAAGCCAGCAGACCUGCCUUUCUUAGGCUGUACCCCUGGCCCAAGUGAACGGCCCCUCCUCAGCCCCACCCGGGGCCAAAAGGGUCUCCAGUCCAAGGCCAAGAAGCACCGUUCACGUAGCUUCCUCAAGCACCUUGAGUCUUUGAGGAGGAAGGAGAAGGGUGGCGGUCGACCUGCAGAGCCCGAGCGUAAGGCAGCCACCUUGGAGAAGACCACCAAAGCCUCUACUUCCUGUAGUCGCCGUGGCUUCCUCUCAGCUGGAUUCUACAGGGCCAAGAAGACAGUUACUUCAGCCAGUGGUGGUGGUACUGAGGCUCAGAGGGCCUGGGAGGCCUGGCCUGCCACAUUCUGGCACCCUCAGCUGACACACAGGGGUGACUACUUGGUGCACGUGCCCAGGGACCACAAACCAGGCACAUUCCCUCGCUCCCUCUCCAUUGAGAGCCUGUGUCCUGACCAUGAACACCGCCUGGCAGAUUGGCAGCCAGGUAGGCGCUGGGGCUACGAGGGACGCCGUGGCUCCUGUGGUUCCACAGGCAGCCACGCCAGCACCUAUGACAACUUGCCUGAGCUGUACCCAGUGGAGCCUGUACUGGCCGGGGCUGAGGCUGAAGAUGAAGAGGAGGGUGAAGGCAGCUAUGCCCACCUGGACGACAUCCUUCAGCAUGUAUGGGGCCUGCAACAACGGGUAGAGCUGUCUCAGGCCAUGUACCCAGCUGGGCCAGGAGAGAAGGAAGAGGAAGAAGAUGAGGAAGAAGAGGAAGAAGCUACUUUAUCAGUAGAAAUAGCAACAGCUGAGGAUGAAGACCAGGCCGAACCUCUGGGCCAGGUAGAGGCUGUGGCGCAAAGACAGUCCCUGUCCUGCCAGGCUGAUGUGCAACCGGUAGUCCCAUCUCAGACUCCAGCUGAGGCUGCAUUCCCAGCACAGGCAGAGGCUGAAUCCCCCAGUCCAGCCCAGGAUGAUGAGCAGGAGGUGAAUUCAGGAGGAGAACCCACUUCUGUGGAAGAAGGACACUCCAUUUCUUACACUGGGGCCUCCUCGGGUGAACUGGAUAACAGUGGGAGCUUCAUGAACGAGGGUGAGGCCGCAGGGCCCCCAGCUGGACUCCAGGCAGCAGCCCCGGGAACGGCGAGAUUCAGGCGUUGGGCCUCGCUUACCAGACCUUGCAGGAAACUCCGCUGGCACAGCUUCCAGAACUCCCACCGGCCCAGCCUCAACUCUGAGUCUCUGGAGAUCAACCGACAAUUUGCGGGCCAGAUCCACCUUCUGCACAAGGGCUCGCUGCUGCGGCUCACCGCCUUCAUGGAGAAGUACACGGUGCCCCACAAACAGGGCUGGGUCUGGUCAGUGCCCAAGUUCAUGAAGAGGAAUAAGACCCCAGACUACAGAGACCAGCAUGUGUUUGGGGUGCCACCCCUCAUCCAUGUGCAGCGCACAGGCCAGCCACUACCACAAAGCAUCCAGCAAGCUAUGCGCUACUUGCGUAGCCAGUGCCUGGACCAGGUGGGCAUCUUCCGGAAGUCUGGAGUGAAGUCCAGGAUCCAGAACCUGCGCCAGAUGAAUGAGACUUCCCCCGACCAUGUCUGUUAUGAAGGCCAGUCGGCCUAUGAUGUGGCUGACCUGCUGAAGCAGUAUUUCCGGGACCUGCCCGAGCCUAUCUUCACCAGCAAGCUCACCACCACCUUCCUGCAGAUCUACCAGCUCCUGCCCAAGGAUCAAUGGUUGGCAGCAGCUCAAGCCGCUACCCUGCUACUCCCUGAUGAGAACCGAGAGGUGCUACAGACCCUGCUCUAUUUCCUAAGUGACAUUGCCUCUGCUGAGGAAAACCAGAUGACAGCUGGCAACCUGGCAGUGUGCCUGGCCCCCUCCAUCUUCCACCUCAAUGUCUCCAAGAAGGAUAGCCCCUCACCCAGAAUCAAGAGCAAACGCAUCUUAGUUGGCAGGCCAGGCCCUCGGGACUUGAGUGAAAACAUGGCGGCUACCCAGGGCCUAUCACACAUGAUCAGUGACUGCAAGAAACUUUUCCAGGUGCCCCAGGACAUGGUGCUACAGUUGUGUGGCUCCUACAGUGCCGCUGAACUCAGCCCUCCUGGCCCCGCCCUGGCUGAACUGCGGCAGGCCCAGGCAACUGGAGUGAGCCUGAACCUCUACAUGGAGGAGAGCGUCCAGGAGCUGCUGCGCGAUGCUGCCGAGCGCUUCAAGGGCUGGAUGAGUGUGCCGGGACCCCAACACACAGAGCUGGCUUGCAGGAAGGCAGCAGAUGGCCACCCCUUACGUGUGUGGAAAGCGUCCACAGAAGUAGCAGCCCCUCCGGCUGUGGUGCUGCACCGCAUUCUGCGGGAGCGGGCCCUCUGGGAUGAAGACCUGCUGCGGGCCCAGGUGCUGGAAGCCUUGAUGCCUGGUGUGGAGCUGUACCACUACGUCACUGACAGCAUGGCGCCCCAUCCCUGCCGUGACUUCGUGGUGCUCCGGAUGUGGCGCUCUGACCUGCCUCGUGGGGGUUGCCUGCUGGUUUCCCAGUCCCUGGAUCCUGAGCAACCUGUGCCAGAGUCAGGGGUCCGGGCCCUGAUGCUCACUUCCCAGUACCUCAUGGAGCCCUGUGGCCUGGGCCGCUCCCGGCUCACUCACAUCUGCCGCGCUGACCUAAGGGGCCGUUCUCCUGACUGGUACAACAAAGUCUUUGGGCACCUGUGUGCCAUAGAAGUGGCAAAGAUCCGGGACUCCUUCCCCAUCCUUCAGACAGCUGGCCCUGAGACAAAGUUGUGAGCUUCAGCCUGAACCCAGGA